UUUGUGCCAUAAAAUUUUCCAAUUCCCCUCUUUUCUCCAGUAGUAUAAAUCCGUAUGCGAGUUCGUCAAAACCCUCAAUUCUUCUUCUUCUCCAAAUCCCUAUUCUCUCUUUUAUUAAUUUAGAAAAAGAAAAAAAAACCAGAUCUGAAAAUGGCGCGCGGAGAUGGAGCUUCAUCAAACGCGUCGAGGUUGAGGAAGAGGGUGGAGGUCGACACCGAUUCUUCCGCGACGACGAUGGCUCUCAAACGCGCCAGAGACGGCAGCGCGUUUGCCAAAUGUGAAGAAUGCAACAAAGAUGUGCCAGUGGCUUUGAUUAGCUUCCACAACUGUAGCCUCGAUGCCAAAAUUAAGAUGAAUCUCGAGUCACAGGUUGUGGAAAUGGCAAGUGAAGCCAAGAAGAAGCCAGCACCACAAAAAAGGAAGGCUAACCAGACACAAUCUACAUCAUCGAAAAAGACGAAGAAGGCCAAGGAUCCAAACGCACCGAAGCGCCCCGCAACUGCUUUCUUCAUAUUCAUGGAGGAUUUUAGGAAGUCGUUUAAGGAGGCUAAUCCCGACAAUAAACGUGGUUCGGAGGUUGCGAAAGAGGGUGGUGAGAAAUGGAAAUCGUUGACCGAGGAGGAGAGGCAGGUGUAUAGAGAUAGAGCUGCUGAGCGUAAAGCAGAGUACGAAAAGACCUUGGAGUUAAACGAAGCUGAAGAUGAACAAGAUGCUGAUGUGUCACCGGACAAGGAAGACGACAAAGCAGAGGAGAUCAAUGAUUUGUCAGAUGAUGAAACUAAGGAUGAAAUCGAAGAUGAUGAUUCGAUGGCUAAGAAAGAAAUCAAGGAGGAGAUUGAAGAGGAUGAUGAAUAGGGAAUUUUGAUGGUUCUUAUUAGGGUUUGGUUUUGAAGGUUUUCUUGUAAAUUUUGACUUUUGUCUCACUUAACUAGGUUUUCUUGAAUCUGUUAUUCCAUUUUGAAGACUAUGUUUUAAGUAUUGCAAGGUUUUGGCAAAUCCAUUGUUAUAUUAAGUUUUCAUUUGUUAAAUGCAAUGGAGAAUGUUGGAUUAGUAGUUA
Molecule: messenger RNA, 1057 nt
Organism: Erythranthe guttata (spotted monkey flower)
Lineage: Eukaryota; Viridiplantae; Streptophyta; Magnoliopsida; Lamiales; Phrymaceae
Product: high mobility group B protein 7
Biological process (GO): polar nucleus fusion
Cellular component (GO): nucleus
Molecular function (GO): DNA binding
Source: RefSeq, a predicted model, not a curated record